AUGCCGGCCAGCAUGAUCAGUGAGAGUAAGAGAGUGGCUUCUCAAGCAGCCGCUAGCCUAGUUCAGAGCGUUCGAAAAGAGCGGGAUAAGGUCGUCGUAAGGACUGGAAGCAGUGACAGGGGAAAAAAGCAUGGCCUCGCGGAAGAGAUGACUCAGUCGGUGGCGGCGGGCAUUGGUAUUAUUUCUGAAGCCAUGCACCACCGAAAAGAGAAGAAGACAGAAGCUUCGGAUCGAGCCGAAUCUCCGCCUUUGCCAGGUAUUGUCAGCAGAACGGACUCCGAACCGAAACUGCUUGACGGAGGAACGGCGAAGUUGGACGGCAACGACCAAGAAGUCGAAAUGUCAAUGCCACUUUCAUCCCCUGCCAACGACACCCGUGAACUUGCUUCGGAAUUCAUCGAACGACAUCCGUGCACGAUUACUGGGGAGCCUGGGGGCAGACAGAGACUCUCACUACCAGUGUUAGUACCUCAGAGACGUCCCGAGAAGCGAGCUCGAGGGUUCAUCCGGGCUUAUGCACCCAUGCUAGCCGACGUGGGUAUUGAUCAAGACAUGUUCUUUGACUUAAUCGACACCUUCAACAAGUCAUUGGAGCCCAACCCCUGGAUCAACGCUUUUAAUCUGGCAGGGUUCGCAGGAGAAGCACUGCCCGACCCUGCAUCGCUGCUCUUUGGAUUCGCCGUCGAAAAUGCUACGGAAGCUAUCAUGGAGGGCCAGAGUCUGUUCUGCUCGAACAAAUUCUUGAACUGUGUCAAUGCAGAGGUCUUCAUCCCUCGCGGGUUAGUCUGCCUUGUUGUUACAUGGCAGCCUGACAAUGAUGGCAGCCAGGUGACAGCCAACUUGGUGGAGGUGGUGAAGGUGCCUCUGACCAAGCCUUUUUUAUUUCAGGGAAUACCAGAUGUCGCAGCAGGACGAACAUCGUCCUCAAAGGGGUGGCAAGAGAUGAAGAUGCACGUGGGCGAAUUGAUGAGGCCCACUGGCGGCGACUUUAAUUGGCCUGAGCCGGCGCCGCUCAUCUACCCGAACCUUGAAUGCAGUGCUCAGAAAUCAGAUGUCGGAGUCAAAAAGAAGAAUGCUUGGGAUAGAAUGGAAGAUUGGAUCAACGGCCACUCAGACAAGCGCGCCCAAGCCAGCUGGAUUGAAGAGAACAAAGGUUACCCGACGAUGAACUUGAUGCCAAAACCAAAGUUCAGGUCACGGUAUGCCGAUCCCAAUCAUCCAGCAUCUAGUGGCGAUCUUGUCUCGUUGAUCACGGGAGGUCGCUGGAGGUUUACUAACGAUGGAAAAGCCAAAUCCAAAAUACAAACAGAGAAGACAAGUGAAGAGCGUUCUAACAAAGAGAGGGAGAACCAGAAGAAGAAGAAAGGAGGAUCAGAAAAGAACAAGAAGAGACGUAGUCUAGAAGCGGAGCGAGGGGGAAAGGUCAAGGGGGAGAAGCAUGGGAUGACGGACUGUCAGAAGGGAGGCAAGAAAACCCAUGGUCGAAGAAGUCACAAAAAAGAUAUCGAGGUGGAAUUUGACCUGGGAAGUGGGGGCGUGAAGGAGGACCACGCCGAGGAGGCGAAGACGAGAGCUGCUUCUUUAAGCAAGCCUAGUGGUGUCUUCAAGGGUCUGUUCCAAAAGGACGUACUCUACCUGGCCAUCCUUAGUCUGUCAUAUGAGGAGAAGUCGACCAAAGACUGGGUUGGUCGGUCUUUACAGUAG
Colletotrichum orchidophilum is the source of this 1704-nucleotide messenger RNA. RefSeq lists its product as uncharacterized. The transcript is spliced from 2 exons. Lineage: Eukaryota; Fungi; Ascomycota; Sordariomycetes; Glomerellales; Glomerellaceae. The coding region runs from base 1 to 1704 and encodes 567 amino acids. The record is from RefSeq and is a predicted model, not a curated record.